AUGGCCAAAAAUGCUAUUAACUGUGAAGGAUGCCAUAGGUUAGGAGAUUUUUUGGAAGCUGUCAAGAAAGAUUUUCAUAAAGCUUCUAAAAUUUACAAGUUCAACUGCGAUGACUAUAAGUAUGGGAAGAGCUGUUUCAAGUAUGGAAAUUAUAGUUUUCUAGGAAAAGGUUGCAAAGCAGACCUUGACAGGGCUUUUGAAUACUAUAGUAUAGGCUGUGAGAAUGCUUCCCCGGAAUCUUGCCUGCAUGCUGGAUUAAUGCUUACCUCCACAAAAAAGGAGGAAAAAAAACCUUGGAAGAAAGACUAUGUGAAGGGUUUAGAAUUUCUGGAUAAAGGCUGUCAAGGAAAGAAUGGUACAAGCUGCUAUUUUGCUAGUGGAAUUUUUAUUACUGGUGCACCAGAUGUUCCAAAGAACAUGGAAAAGGCUUUUGAAUACAGUCAGAAAGCUUGUGAGCUGGACAAUAUUCAUGCUUGUGCAAAUUUAAGUCAGAUGUAUCGUAAAGGUGAUGGUGUCAAAAAAGAUACAUCUUUAGCUCAGAAAUACAAGGACAAAGCUCUAGAGAUGCAAGAACAGAUUAAAAAGGGAUUUCGACAGAUAGAAUUUGAACAGGGAACAUAACACUUCCAAGUUAACCAGUGUACUUGGAUUUUUUUUUUUUCCUUUUUGUAGAAUAAAGUUAAAUGUUACCAGAUAUUCUUGAAAUAUUCUGUGUACAUUAUGUGCACUUUGACAGCAGUAUAUGUUACAAAUUAUGAAGAAUAAUCUGGAUUAAACUAUCUGUUUCAUAGAUAUUACCCAAUGUUGUUAAAUAAAGAAGUUAAAUGAUA
Messenger RNA from Limulus polyphemus (Atlantic horseshoe crab), 830 nucleotides. It is a transcript of the gene Coa7, whose product is annotated as cytochrome c oxidase assembly factor 7 homolog. The record is from RefSeq and is a predicted model, not a curated record. Gene Ontology annotation, cellular component: mitochondrial intermembrane space. The coding region runs from base 1 to 621 and encodes 206 amino acids. The transcript has 3 exons. Gene Ontology annotation, molecular function: protein binding. Lineage: Eukaryota; Metazoa; Arthropoda; Merostomata; Xiphosura; Limulidae.